Messenger RNA from Hemicordylus capensis (graceful crag lizard), 6150 nucleotides. RefSeq names its product ATPase phospholipid transporting 10A (putative) (gene ATP10A). Lineage: Eukaryota; Metazoa; Chordata; Lepidosauria; Squamata; Cordylidae. Gene Ontology annotation, biological process: phospholipid translocation. The transcript is spliced from 21 exons. The record is from RefSeq and is a predicted model, not a curated record. Gene Ontology annotation, cellular component: plasma membrane. Gene Ontology annotation, molecular function: ATP binding; ATP hydrolysis activity; ATPase-coupled intramembrane lipid carrier activity. The coding region runs from base 1117 to 5667 and encodes 1516 amino acids.
UUUCCAGGGAGAUGGGGAGAGGGUCAAAAAGCGCCCACCGAGGAAGACAUAUACGCCUGCUCCGAAAGGUGUGUCCGCGCAACAUGGAGAAAGGACUCGUUGUGUGAGGCAUGUCAGAGCGAGACGAGGCUUCCCAUGGUUAGGAAGAGAAGGUUAAGCCCCACAUGCGCCUGGGAGAUUCUGGGGCAAUUGCUGAGUGCCGUGCAGUAGGCCGCUCGCCUCUGAUCCGUAGGGCAAAUAAAGCACCCGCAGAGAGAGAGGUCCAAGGCUGCAAUUCUAUGCACCCACACCUGGGAGGAAUAAGUAACUCCGCGCAACACGCACAGGCUGCGGUCGUCGCGCACGGCGUGUGGUUCGCUAGCGCGCGCGAGCCUACUGCCCCGCUCCUCCCUCUCGUCUCUCGCCGGGCCCACUCAACUCCACCACUCUUGUUCUCCGUGUUACUUUUGUACAAGGAGAAAGUGCGGCCUUUGGCAGCGUGCCUUUCAGGCUCGUCUCGUCCCCACUCCAUCCCAUCCCCAUCCCCAUCCCAUCCCACCCCCGUUUGGUCUCUAGGGAGUUUCCAGAGCCGGCACCGGGUGCCGUCUCCGCCCCCCCUCCCCCCACGUGUUGCUGCUGCUGCUGCUCUCCCUUUUUUCCCGUAAGCGAAAGCCCGUCCGUAGCGGUGAAGCGGAAACGAGUUAGUGGGUUGGUGAGAACUGACGUAUCCAGACAAGGGCUACUUUGUAGGCGCCCUCUCCAGAAGCCGGAGACAACGGGCCCGCAGUCAUUCAAUCCCCCGGCAGUGGAGCAAGGAGCAGAGCAGAAAGUUUUGAAGCAGGGAAGGCGGGGAGAAACCGGCUUCGGAAACCGGGAGGAGAAGAGAAGAGUGAUCCCAACUCCAGACAGAAACUUUCUAAAAGGGAGGGUUUAAGUUUGAGGAGGACCCCACACCUCCCCGCUUCCCGCCCUUCACUUAGGGGAAGAAGAAAAAGUAAGGUAAUGACUAAGUUCCAAAAGAUGAUCACAUAGAAGGAAGGAGGGAGGGGGAGCUGGUGACUUUCUCCAUGUGCUGGAAAGUGCAGCAGAAAUUCCUAACUCUGAUUUUCUGAGUUGGUGUUCUUGGGGGAGGAGAGGAUGACACAAGGCAGAGAUGGAGGAGAGUCUUCUCAAGAGCAGAAGGAAGAAAAGGAAAGGGCGAAGAAGAGGAGGAGGAGGAAGAAAGAGAGCUGCAAGACACGGAUUGUAUGUUCCAACCUCCUGCUUCCCAGGCCUGAAGUUGAGACUCCUACACCUCCAGCUAACAAUAGACUCAAGACCACCAAGUACACAGCUCUCUCCUUUUUGCCCAAGAACCUCUUUGAGCAGUUCCACCGCCUAGCCAAUGUUUACUUUGUCUUCAUUGCCUUGCUCAACUUUAUGCCCGCUGUCAAUGCCUUCCAGCCUGAACUGGCCUUGGCACCCGUGCUCUUCAUCCUGGCAGUCACUGCUGUCAAGGACUUGUGGGAAGACUACAGCCGAUACACUUCAGACCAGGAGAUUAACCACAUGGAGUGUCUGGUCUAUUGCAGGAAUGAAAAGAAAUACACCACCAGAUACUGGAAAGAAGUACAAGUUGGAGACUUCAUUCAGCUGCGCUGUAAUGAAAUCAUACCUGCUGAUAUAUUGCUGCUUUCCUCAAGUGAUCCGGAUGGCCUGUGCCACAUAGAGACUUGUAACCUGGAUGGGGAGACCAACUUGAAACAGAGACAGGUUGUAAGAGGAUUUUUAGAGCUGGACUCUGAAUUUGACCCACUGAAGUUUACUAGCAUCAUUGAAUGUGAGGAACCAAAUAAUGACUUGAGUAGGUUUAAAGGCUUCAUUGUGCAUAAAAAUGGAAGAAAGGUUUCUCUGAAUAAAGAAAAUCUUUUGUUACGGGGAUGUACAAUUAGAAAUACAGAAGAAGUCUCAGGGAUAGUCAUCUAUGCAGGGCAUGAGACAAAGGCCUUGUUAAAUAACAGUGGACCACGCUACAAGCGCAGUAAGCUCGAAAGACAAAUGAAUGUUGAUGUCCUUUGGUGUGUCCUCAUACUUAUCAUGAUGUGUCUGUUUUCAGCUGUUGGUCAUGGAACCUGGGUCUGGCAGUAUGGUGACAAGAAGAAACCUGUUUUUGAUGUCCCAGGUCCAGAUGGAAACUAUUUGUCUCCACUUAAAGCUGCAUUUUAUUUAUUUUUGACAAUGAUUAUAGUUUUUCAGGUAUUGAUUCCAAUUUCAUUGUAUGUCUCCAUUGAAAUUGUUAAAAUAUGUCAAGUAUAUUUUAUUCAUCAAGAUAAAGAUUUAUAUGAUGAAGAAACAGACCUUCAACUACAGUGUCGAGCUUUGAACAUAACUGAAGAUUUAGGGCAAAUUCAGCAUAUAUUUUCAGACAAGACCGGGACUCUUACUGAGAAUAAAAUGGUUUUCCGAAGGUGCACUGUUUCUGGAAUAGAAUAUUCCCAUGAUGCAAAUGCAAGACGUAUAGCGAUGUACCAGGAAGCUGAUUCUGAAGAUGAAGAAACUGCACCUAAAGUAGCAACAUUAUCCCAACGGGACAGUAUUAGCAGUCACCAGAGCAUUAAAGUCAUCCACAGAAACCAGAGCACAAAAUCCCAUAGGCGUACAGGGAGCAGAGUGGAGGCCAAAAGAGCAAGCAUUCUCUCUAAGCACACUGCUUUCAGUAGCCCUAUGGAAAAAGAUAUCACGCCCGAUCCUAAUUUGCUUGAAAAAGUAAAUGAAUGUGCAAGCUACCUAGAGAUCCUGAGGAGCCAUGACCAACCAUUAUCCCAGCUUUCUCCUGAACUUUCAGACAUCUUUGACUUUUUUAUAGCAUUGACUAUUUGUAAUACGGUGGUAGUUACAUCUCCAAAUCAGCCAAGACAGAAGGUCAGAGUCCGAUAUGAGCUGAAAUCUCCAGUUAAGACUAUAGAGGACUUUAUUCGAAGACUCACCCCCAGCCGUCUGACCUCUGGCUCUAACAGCAGCAGCUCAUCAAGCCUGGCUACCAGCAAAUCAACUCACCGCGUUGGUUCUAGUGUUGUUUCAUCAGCUUCCACAGACAGCACUGUACUAAAGUUGGAAGAAAAGCUAGCUAACUCCUCCCAGAUGAACAACAAUGGUUAUAGUUCCCAGCAGGCCAAAUUGACACUUGGGAAUCAGCCUGGAGAGGGUGAACUGCGUUAUGAGGCAGAGAGUCCGGAUGAAGCUGCCCUUGUCUAUGCAGCUAGAGCAUAUGACUGUGCUUUGGUUGGUAGGCUGCCUGACCAGGUAUCCAUAGAGCUACCUCACCUGGGCAGAUUAACCUUUGAACUCUUACAUAUUCUGGGCUUUGAUUCUGUCCGGAAGAGAAUGUCUGUGGUGGUCAGGCAUCCUCUUACUGAUGAAAUAAAUGUUUACACUAAAGGAGCAGAUUCAGUUAUCAUGGAUCUUCUUCGGCCGUGUUCUUCAGAUGACCCUAGAGGCAAACAUCAAAAGAAAAUACGAAGCAAAAUUCAGAAUUUCCUUAAUCUUUAUGCUGCAGAUGGACUGAGAACUUUGUGCAUUGCAAAGAAAGUGUUGAGCAAGGAAGACUAUGCUUGCUGGCUAAAAAGUCACAUUGAAGCAGAAUCUUCGAUUGACAACCGGGAAGAGCUGCUGUUUCAAUCAGCAAUUCGAAUAGAGACUGAUCUGCAUCUCCUAGGUGCAACUGGCAUUGAGGACCGUUUACAAGAUGGGGUCCCAGAAACUAUUGCAAACUUGCGUAAGGCUGGCCUGCAGAUAUGGGUUCUAACUGGAGAUAAACAAGAAACUGCCAUUAAUAUAGCUUAUGCUUGCAAACUACUGGAUCAUGAUGCAGAAAUCAUCACUUUAAAUGCUGAUUCACCGGAAAUGUGUGCCAUGUUGCUGGAACAACAUUUACUCUGUGCAGAGUCUAAGUUUUCAAAUGACACCACUGAAAGAGCUACUCAGAACAUGAAAGCUAGCUUUACCCCGCUCUGCAUUCCAGCGUCUUCCACACACCCCAGCCUGGGCUUAGUGGUUGAUGGAAGGACACUAGCUUAUGCCCUUGACAAAACCCUGGAAGACAAAUUUCUUCUGUUAGCCCGGAGAUGUCGUUCAGUGCUGUGCUGCCGCUCCACUCCAAUUCAAAAGGGAAUGGUUGUGAAGCUGAUCAGAGACAAACUCAAAACAAUGACCUUGGCAGUAGGUGAUGGAGCUAAUGAUGUCAGUAUGAUACAAGUAGCUGAUGUUGGUGUGGGGAUCUCCGGUCCAGAAGGCAUGCAGGCUGUCAUGGCGAGUGAUUUUGCUAUCCCAAAGUUCCGCCAUUUGGAGAAGCUCUUGCUUGUGCAUGGCCACUGGUGUUAUUCCCGGCUUGCCAACAUGGUGCUGUAUUUCUUCUACAAAAAUGCAAUGUUUGUGGCUCUUCUUUUCUGGUACCAGUUCUAUUGUGGUUUUUCUGGGUCUUCAAUGAUUGAUCAGUGGUACCUGAUCUUCUUUAACGUAUUAUUCUCAUCCCUUCCACAACUGAUUUCUGGAGUGCUUGAUAAAGAUGUACCUCCAGAUAUACUAAUUGCAGUGCCUCAGCUCUACACAAGCGGCCAGAACAUGCAGGAGUAUCAGCCACACAUGUUUUGGAUGAACAUGAUCGAUGCUCUCUACCAAAGCCUGGUUUGCUUUUUCAUCUCAUACUUUACUUACUAUGAUUCAGAUGUGGAUAUAUUCUCAUGGGGAACCCCAAUCACCACAACAGCUCUCUUCACCAUAGUACUGCAUUUAGCAAUUGAAACCAAAAUCUGGACUUGGCUACAUUGGUCAUCUUGUGUCUUCAGCAUUGCUUUGUUCUUCUUUGUGGCUCUCAUUUACAACGCAUCUUGCCCAAUAUGUUAUCCUCCAUCCAAUCCCUACUGGACUAUGGAAAAACUGAUGGGAGAGCCUAUGUUUUAUCUGACCUGCCUUAUAACACCUGUUGUUGCUUUGCUUCCCAGAUUUCUGUACAGAACACUCCAGGGGACACUUUUCCCAACCCAACUUCAGCUUGGACGCCAGUUAUCUAAGUUGCCACCAGAGGCUCGCAACCAGUUUUUAAACAGAUGGAACAUGAAAAAGGACACCGAUACCCCUAAAUCCCCAUGUGCUCCUUAUUCUCCAGAAGAACUUUAUUUCAUUUCUAGUGACUCAUUAAAGGCCUGUAACCAAAACAGUUCCACAGACUUAUCUCAACAUGGAAAUGCACUAGCUCAGCCACCAAAAAUAAAGACGCAGUCAGGGUCCACAACAGGCGUAAAUAUUCCUGUCUCUCCUCUUGGUGCUCAGAUAUGUGAGGAGAAUGGACAUUUUUCAGUGGCUUCCAGUCAAGAAACAUCUUUGGAUUUUCACAGAGUACAUGGCACUUCAGAGCUGGAGCCAACAUUGGUAGAAGAAACAUUUCAAUGGCCAGCAGUAAACCAAUCAGACUUCAGCUUGUUGAACUGGAUCACAUCAACUCCGUUAUUUGAUGGCAUUGAAAGAGAUUUUCCAUGGUCAUCAAGUGGUUUACCAAAUAUGAGGCAAGGCAAUACAGCUCUAGCUAGCUGCAGUUCUCCUCUGGACUUACGGGACUUAGCAGAGCAGAACUCAGCCAGUUUUCAGGAGCAAACCAGGAGAUCUGCAGAUGGCUGCUUUAAACACGAAUCUCUUGAGUCGACUUUUUUAUGACAUAGGCAUUUAGCAUAUAUAUUUGUUUCUAUUUGCACAAAAGAAAAUGGUGUUGCUCUAAUUGUUUCCAAAGAUUAAACAGAAAAUCAGAGGUACAUAGCUAUAUUUUUAAAAGAAAAUUUAAGCACAAUAUGUGAAAAAGGCUUUAUAUUCAAAUAAAAAUACAUUUAUGUAUUUAUUUUUCAUCUCAUUUUAUACAAAAAUGCAAUAUGCUUAUUGUUAUUUACUUCUUUUAUUCUGUUACUUGCUCAUUUACCAGGUCACACCUAUUGGAUUUCUACCCCAAGAAUGGUUAAUUUAGCCAUACUGGCCCCCCAAUUUUUUUAAAAAAAAAAUCCUGUGCUGAUAAAUAUGCACUGCAGAAACUUGUCAUCUAACUUAAUACAAUGUAAAAGUCCUCAUCAGGAUGGUGGUUGGUGGAGGAGGGUAGGAAGGAAUAUAUGCAUGGCAGUAACUUAUAGAAAUAAAGCUGACAUUUUCCAG